GUUUUCGCUAUAGAAUUUCCUCUAUAUUAUAUAAUUAUAAUAAUAUACAUUCUUCCAAAUAGAGAUGCAGAAUUAAUACUAAUAUACAAUAUUUAAAGUUUGAAAAGUAAUACAACUGGCCUUAAAAUAUGACAAAUUCAAUAAAUUCUAAUCGAUCAUAAACUGAAUAGCAUAGUUACCAAAUAAUCUCUUAUGAAAAACAAAUUAGGUGUUGAAUAAAUUAUUGACUAAUAGAAGCAGACAAACAACACAGCAGCAGACAAAUGGACAAGAAACUUUACCCGUGUGAUGUAUGUGAAAAGUCGUUCAGCCAAAGUAGCAAUUUGACGACACAUCAACGAGCAUACACUGGUGGAAAACCAUACGCAUGCAGUGUAUACGACAAGUCAUUCAAUGAAAGUGGCACAUUCAUAAAACAUCGACGAACACACACUGGCAAAAAACCGUACGAGUGCAAUGUAUGCGAAAAGGUGUUCAGUAAUAGUGGCAAUUUGAUGAAACAUCGGCGCACACACACUGGUGAAAAACCGUACGCGUGUGAUGUAUGCGACAAGUCGUUCUCUGAAAAUGGCGCAUUAACAAAACAUAUUCGCACGCACACUGGCGAAAAACCGUAUGCGUGCGAUGUAUGCGAUAAAACGUUCAGUAAUAGUGGCAAUUUGACGACGCAUCGACGAACACACACUGGUGAAAAACCUUACGCAUGUGAUGUGUGCGAAAAGGCGUUUUCUGUAAGUAGCAAUUUGACAAAACAUCGACGAACACACACUGGUGAAAAACCGUACGCUUGCGAUAUAUGUGACAAGUUUUUUGCUAAAAGUGGCACAUUAACGAGUCAUCGACGAACCCACACUGGUGAAAAACCGUACGCAUGCGAUAUAUGCGACAAGUCGUUCAGUGAAAGUUUCACAUUGACGACACAUCGACGCACACAUACUGGUGAAUAAUCUUACGCAUGUGAUGUGUGCGAAAAGGCGUUUUCUGUAAGUAGCAAUUUGACAAAACAUCGACGAACACACACUGGUGAAAAACCCUACGCGUGCAAUAUAUGCGAAAAG
Molecule: messenger RNA, 1058 nt
Organism: Acyrthosiphon pisum (pea aphid)
Lineage: Eukaryota; Metazoa; Arthropoda; Insecta; Hemiptera; Aphididae
Product: zinc finger protein 2-like
Exons: 1
Coding region: 264-947 (227 amino acids)
Source: RefSeq, a predicted model, not a curated record